Messenger RNA from Labrus mixtus (cuckoo wrasse), 9349 nucleotides. RefSeq names its product centromere protein F (gene cenpf). Lineage: Eukaryota; Metazoa; Chordata; Actinopteri; Labriformes; Labridae. The record is from RefSeq and is a predicted model, not a curated record. The coding region runs from base 8 to 8449 and encodes 2813 amino acids. Gene Ontology annotation, molecular function: transcription factor binding; protein homodimerization activity; dynein complex binding. Gene Ontology annotation, biological process: metaphase chromosome alignment; regulation of G2/M transition of mitotic cell cycle; mitotic cell cycle. The transcript is spliced from 37 exons. Gene Ontology annotation, cellular component: spindle pole; chromosome, centromeric region; nucleus.
UGUAACCAUGAGCUGGGCGGUGGAGGAGUGGAAGGAUGGACUUCCAGGGAAAGCCCUGCAGAAGAUCCAGGAGAUGGAGGUCCAGCUGGACAAACUAAAGAAGGAAAGGUCACAGAAACAGUUUCAGAUGGACUCUUUGGAGGCCGCCCUGCAAAAACAGAAACAAAAGUCGGACAAUGAACGCAGCGAAACCUCUGCUUUGAAAAGAGAGAACCAGUCACUCCUAGAGUCCUGUGACUCUGUGGAGAAAGCUCGUCAGAAGGCAUGCCAUGACCUGGGAGUCAAAGAACAGCAGGUGAGCUACCUUGACGGUCAGCUAAACUCAUGCAGGAAGACUAUUGAACGACUGGAGCAGGAGCUGAAGAAGUACAAAAGUGAACUGGAUCGUUCUGCUGGCUCUUCCUCCUUGUCAUCAUCCUCCUCUGACAUUCAGCCUUACACCACUCCACAGAAAAGUUUUCCUACCCCAGCUCCUGUCCCGGCCUAUAGACAGCAGGACAACAGACUAGAGGAGCUUCAGCAGAAACACAGCCAGGAGGUGGAAGAAAGGCAAAGACUAGAGACCGAGCUGAAAGUUCUACAGGUCAAACUGUUGAAUCAGUCCUCAGUCAGUGUUGGCCACAAGGACAUUGCUGCUCGCCAAGCUGGGUCUUCCAUAUUCCCAUGGCAACAAAAGGAUCAGGGCCAUGGUCGCCUGGCUCUGGAUUCUAUGGAAACGCCUCUAAAAAGGCGGGCGGCCUCCAUGUGGGACGCUCACGAGGAGACACCCAUUAAAAGUAGCCAGCGGAUGAGCUCUUCAAUGGUGGCACAAAGUCCCAGUGGCUCCUCCCAUCAGGCAGAGCAGCUGAGGACCAUAAACCAAGAGCUGCGGGGCCGUGUGACGGAGCUGGAGAGGAAUCUGUCCACUCAGGAAAAGGAAAUUCGUAACCAAGCCUCCAAACUGCAGGAACUACAGACACAACUGAACCAGGCCCGCAAGGAGCUGACCGAGCGGGACCGAGACCUGGCCAAGUCCAGCCAUGAGCUGAGUCAGGCUACAGACAGACACCAGCAGGCUGUUUCCAAGUGUUCGUCCGUUGAGCAGAAGCUGAAACAAGUGACGGAGGAGAUGAACUGUCAGAGACACAACGCUGAGAGCUGCAGACGAGUCCUGGAGCAGAAACUCAAGGACCAAGAGAGAGACAGUCAAAAGGAGCUUGCCCAGCUGCAGAGUUCUCACCAGGCUUUGGACCAGCAGCUGAACCAGACCAGAACCAAGCUGACACAAGAGCUCCAACAGUCCAAAAAAGAACACAACGUGGUGCAGGCAGACAUGGAGAAGAUGAACUUCCAGAGGAGUCAGAUGGAGAGGGCAGUGGAGGAGCAGAAACAGAAACUUCUGAGGUCAGAGCAGAGCCUCCAGGCCAGCCAGACCAAAGAGCAGGACCUCCGCAAGAAAAUGGAGGAGCUGCAGAAAGAGAAGAACAGUUUGACUGUCCAGUUGGACCAGAGCAGCAGGCGCCUGAGUCAGCUGGAGGACGAGAAGAAGAGCGUAGACCAGAGCUUCAAACGCACCCAGGGGUUGCUGGAUGACCUCAAAGCAAAAUCAGAAGGACAGGCAGAGGAGCUGAAGAAACUUCAGACCAAACUGGAGCAGCAGACCCAGGCCUCAGUCAGGGACCUGGAAAACCUGAAGAAGACGCUCUCUGAUGCAGAGACCAAACAUGACAGAUCUCAGAACGAACUGCAGAAACAGAAGACGGAGACAGAGAGGCUUACCAACAAAUUGACUGUCCUCGAGAAGGAAACUCAAGAUCUAAAAUCAAACCUCACUGCGAGUCAGAGUGAGUGUAAGGACCUGAAACUAGAACAUCAAAGUCUGCUUGAGUGGAAGAAGGAAAAGGAGACGUUGAUUAAUGAAACUGAAGCUGUGCAGAAAGACUUCACCGACAAAAUUGGAAAUUUUGAGAACAGUGUCACCUUGCUGAAUGAGGCUAAUGAUGGACUUAAGAAGCAGGUCACGAGUGUGGAGGGAGACAAGGCCCGUCUGUCCGAUCACAUCGACUCUUUGAAGGGAGAACUCCUCAACAAGAGCACAGAGUUGGAGGAGAGGGAGCAUCAGUACCAGGAGCUCCAGUCGAAAUUAUCGGAGGCUGGAAAUAAACACAGCAAAGAUCUGGAGAAUGUUGGUGUGCAGGUGACUCAGCUUGAAGCUCAGGUCAAAGAUCUGGAGUCGCGUUUGCAAAAAGAAACGACUCGAGUAGAGCAGGCCGAGCAGACAAACAAGGAGCUGCAGGACGAGCACCAGGCAGCCUGUGACCUGGCUCUCUCCAAAGACCAGCUGCUCGAACUGGGCCAAGCAGAGAUCAGCCAGCUGAGAGAGAGCCUGACUCAAACCACCACACAGCAGGAGGAGCAAAACAUCAGGUUGACCGAGGAGAAGGCAGCCCUGAUGAAGCAGUGUGAGGAAAAUGUUUCAGCAAGGAUGGAGGAGGCCGAGCAGCUCAGACUGAAGUUGGAGGAGACUCAGCAAGAUCUACAACUCACCAAAAAUCAGGUCAGUUCUAUGGAUCAGUUCAUGAAGGUCCAGGAGCAGCUUGGAGCUGAGCUGCAGAAACAGAUUAAGACGCUGUCCCAAAAUGUAGAGGAACACGCGAAGAUGAACGAGAAAAAAUCCGAAGAGAUCAAGCAGUUAGAGGAGGAGCUGAGGGAUCUGCAGAGCCAAACGGAAGAGAGGGAGAAGCAGCUGAGAGAUGCUGAAGCUCAGAUUUCUUCUCUGGAGAAACUAAAGGAUGAGCUGGAAAAUUCACUUCAGGAGAUGAAGAAAGAGGCUGAGAACAUCCAGCAGUGUCAGACUGAGAAGAUCAACAACCUCCAGGAGCAGAUCUCGUCCUUAGAAGAGGAGGUAUCUGUGAGCAAAGCUGCAGUAGAGGAGCUCCUUGUGUUAAAGAAUGAACUGGACGUGAUCAACAAAUCCUAUGCGGACCUUCAAAAACAGCUAGAAGCUCUUGAGACGAGUCACUCCUCCACUGUUGAAAUCAAGUCCAACUUGGAGAACACCCUGACAGAGAAGAACAAUCUGAUCUCCAGUUUGGAGACAGAGGUCAAAGAGCUCACUGAGAAGAUGAGUAAAGAGUCGGAAAAUCACGCUUUGGAGGUUGAAAAUGCCCUCACCAAAGAGAAAUUCCUCAAAGAGAAGCUUGAAGCCGCUAAGAAAUCAGCAACCGCUUAUAAAGCGGAAUCGAGCUCUCGGCGGGACGAGAUCAGGACCAUGAAGGCGACUCUGUCUGCUGCUUCAAGCGGUUUAGAGGAGAGAGACAACACGAUCAAAAGUCUGAAAGAGAAGCUGAAUAAAGCCGAGGCGGAGCAGACCAAAACCUCAGAGCAACUGAAGGAGAAGGUGGUUGCCAUGAACAAAAUCAAGGUACAAAUGGAGAUGCUGCAAAUGGACCUGGAGGACAACGAGACGGUCAUGAACUCUUUUGAUGGUCAGGUUGAGGAGCUGAAGGGAACCAUCGAGACCCAGGAGGCUCAGCUGGCUCAAAACCAAAUUCAGAUGUCUGACAUGGAGGCAAGACUGGAGGACAGCAAAGCACAGGUGUCUGUUUUGGAAACCCGGUUAGAAGAGGUUCAGUCUCAGAACUCGAUGCUGGAGAGUCAGUACGUCACAGCGAGGGACGAGUUAAUGGAGAGAAGCUGUGAAAUAAGUCGCAUGGAGGAGGACGCUGUCAAAAGAAGCCAGCUGGAGGAGAGCGUUGCCACUCUAGAGGCUAACCUUCUUCAGGCCAGUGAGGAUAAUAUACAACUAGAGUCAACUCACAGGCAAAUCAUCGAGGACAAAGACAAUGAUCUGAACCAGUUACUGCAAGAGAAAAACAAUCUUGAGACUACUUUGAAACAGUUAACAGAUGACAAACUGCGAGCAGACGCUGAAAUGAUUCAAGUAAAUGCAGAGAAGAAAGAGCUGCAGACCAGUGUAGACGAGCUGAGAGAGCAGAACAAACAACUGCAGACCAGCAUCAUGGACUCCACUGAAGAGAAACAAGAAGCUGAGUCUACUCUUAGACAGGUUAUCGAGGAGAGAGCAAAGUUAGAUGUUUCUUUAAGUUUAAUGAAUGAGGAAAAGAUCCAGCUUGAGCUAAAGCUGUGUGAACUAACGUCUGAGAGCAAUAAGCUGAAGAGUAUACUUGAAGAAAAGCUUGAGCUGGAAGUUAACUUCAAGCAGCUGACGGAGGAGAACACCAAUCUACUAAGUCGCCUGAAUCAAGUAACUGAAGAGAAGCUGCAGUUACAAGAAAGCAUCGAGCUGUAUGAGAAUGAGAUGACUUCACUCAAAGAGGAGAAGAAGGACAUCCAGCUGUCCCUGCUGAACUCACAGCAGGAGCACCAGAGGCUGCAGGAGCAGCUGGAGAUGAGACACACGAGGUCUGAGGAGGAGAACAGGGAGAGGAGCCGACAGUCUGAGGAAGACUUAGCAGAUCUGCAUCAACAGUUGGGCGCCUUACAGAAGGACCUGGUUGUGUCGGAGCAGAAGCACAGUUCACUGCUGGAGCAAGUGGAACAACAAAAAAGCUUCAUACUGCUGCUCUCAGACUCACAGGGACCCCAGAACGAAGAAGACCAAAUCAGUGUCAUGGAGUCUGAUGAGAAAGAAACUGCUGGAGAAUCAGCAGCAAACAUUGACGCAGAACCAAAUGUUACAAGCGUCAGUUCAGAUAUUAAUAUUUCUGAAGUGGGUGAACUUUCCAUCCACGCCGAAGAAGCUUCCAGUGAGACAGAGCUGGUCUUCAAAGAGAACAUCCCUGAAACAGAGAUGACACAUGAACAGUCUGAUGAGGAGCUGGCAGCUUGUAUGGUUGAUGACGAGGCCGUGAGGGGGAACGAGGAGCAGCAGCAGGAAUCCUUUGACCAGGUUCCUGCAGACAUCAGUAGUCCUAAAGAGGCCCUUGAAAGUUCACCCUGUGAGUUUUCUCUGCCAUCACCUUCUCUCUGUGUGAGCAGAGGGUUAACAUCCACCGAGUCGUCCCUGGAACAAGGUGACUCGAACCACUUUGAGAAUGUUCUCACAAAACGAGAACACGAACUUGAGUCCCUGCGCUCAGAGUUUGACCUACUGAAAUCUGACCUCACGCUGAGGAUGGAGUUAAACUCUGACCUGGAAGUCCAAGUUCAAAGCUUGGAAAAGAGAGUUCAUGCAGCAGAGGAGCAGGCCCACAGUUCAGGACAAAAGCUGAAAAUCAUAUUGGAGGAGAAGAAAGGUGCUGCUGACCAGUUGGCCCAGCUGUCAGAGGAGAGAGAGACAUUAACUCUGCACCUGCAAACUGCUAAAUGUCAGCUGGCUGAUGUGAUGGAGAUGUUGGAAGGACUGGAGAUGGCAAAAGGUGGUUGGGAUGAGAAAUUCCUUCAGCAGGAGAGCGAGCUGAAGAGAGUCCGCUCAGAGAAAGCCAACUUGGAACAGCACAUCCUGGGCAUGGAGUCUGAUCUGGAGAUCCUGCACGAGGAGAGGACCAAACUGAAGGAGGAGAUGGAGACCCAGAGAAGGAUUUGUUCAGGCAUAGAGCAGCAGGUGGAGACACUUACGUCAGAGACAACCCAGCUGAGAUCUGAACUGGUGUCCUGCACUGAGGAGCGAGAUGACCUGAACCAGUCUUUGGGCCAGUGGAGAGAGAAAGCUCACAGUCUGGAGAAGACUAACUGUGAUACCAGAAACCUUAUAUCCAUUCUGGAGGAUGACAUCAGAGCGGGGAGGAAGGAGUAUGAGGCUCUGCAAAGCAGCAUGGAGAAACUGAACUCAGAGAGGCAACAGUUGUUGGAGCAGAUCAAGGCACUGGAGCAGGCGAUUUCCCAACAGAGCGGAGAAAGAGAGGAGCUCAUUGGACAGCUUGGCAGGAUCAAAGAAGACCACACAUCGGCCAAUCAAAACACAGAAUCCAUGGUUGGCAAGAUACAGGCUUUAGAAGGAGAAGUGUGUCGUCUCUCGCAGUCGCUGGAGUCCUCUCUGCUAGAAAAGGGGGAGAUCGCCUCUCGUCUGAACUCCACACAGGAUGAGGUCCGGCAGAUGAGGACCGGGAUCGAAAAGCUUCAGGUCCGCAUCGAGUCAGACGAAAGGAAGAAAAAGAAGAUGGGGGAGCUCCUCAAAGCUGCACAGAGAAAGUCUGACUCACUGCAGGAUCGCAUCGAUGCCCUGGAGCGAGAGAAGGAGGAUAUGGAGCAAAGUCUGGAGGAUGCUGUACUUCAGGCUGAAACCGCUAAAGCUGAGCUGGAGGAGGAAAUGACAAAGGUGGAGGAGGAGAAGAGAGACCUCAGUGAGAAACUCUUGGAGCUCUCUGCCACCUUGGACAAUCUGAGAUCUGUGAAAGACCACAUGGAGAGGGAGCUGGAAACCAAAAACAGGGAGAUAGAAGAACUGAAGGCCGCUAAGGAGGAGCUGGAGAGAGGUAUAGAGAAGGCAGAGGUAGAACGGAAAGAGGAAAAGGAAAGGCAGGAAAACAGGGUGGAAGAGCUGGAGAAAGGAAUGAGAGAGGAAGCUGAGAAGCAAACCAGACAAAUGGUUGACCUUCAGGCUCAGCUGGAGGCCUCGAGGCAGAGAGAGAUCUCUCUUGAACAAAACGGGGCUGAAACCGAAGGAGAAAGAGAGAGGAUGCAGUCUCUGGUGCUAGAGAUGGAGAAAGAGAAAACCUCUCUGGAGUCUUCUCUGGAGGAGUGGCAGAGAGAAGGAGAGAGGCUGCGCUCUCAGGGAGAGGAGUGGGAGAAAGAGAGAAACAACCUGAGGAGCAACAUUGAGGUUCUGGGAGAAGAAAUAAAGGAGCUUAAAACAAUCAUAAAGGCAAAAGAAGAGGAGCGAGUAGUGUCGGAAAAGGAGGAGGCAGAUCAGAGAGACGACAUCUCAACUCUUAUGGAGGAGAAAGAGAAGUUAGAAGAAGUCAACAGUCAGCUGGCAGAAGAGAAAGAGAAACUGCUUUCUACCCUGUCAUCAGUGGAACAAGAGAGAGAAAACCUGCAGUCUGCUCUGGGCUUGAUAGAAGAAGAGAAUGGACGAAUGGCGCAAGAGAAGGAGCUGUUCGCUGUGGAGAAAGAGAGGCUUCAAACUAGUCUCUCCUCGGCAGAGAAAGAAAAACAUGACAUGCAACAAUCUCUGACUUUAUUAAAGCAAGAGAAGGAAACAGUAGAAAAGGAGAAGGAGAAACUGGAAGCUGAAGAACAAGAUUUGCAGUCCUCUUUAGCUUUGACUGAAGCCGAGAGACGGCAGCUGUCUCUAUCUCUAUGUUCACUGGAACAAGAGAAGCACAGAGCAGAGGAGGAGAGGAAGAAGCUCACAGAAGAACAAGAGAGUCUUCAGGCAUCAUUAGCCUCUUUGGAAAAGGAGCUUGAGACACACAAGUUGUCUGUUGUACAGCUCAAUAAACAGACGUCCGAGUUAACGUCUCACGUUGCUCGUCUGACUAAAGAGAGAGACUCUGCUCUGAGCAAGAUGAGUCUUUGGAUGAAGACCUGCAAACAGCUGGAGCAGGAGAAGGAAGUGAUGUUGAACAGCUCAGGUGACAGUAGGAGCAGUGGAGAGGUGCAGUCUGAGGUGAACCAGCUGAAGAUGGAGGCUAAAGAGAGAGAGAAAGAGGUGGAAGACAUGAAGACGGCCUUGCAGCAGAACAGGCAGGAGACAGCUGAAAACACUAAGGAGCUUGAAGAACUGAAGGCUGCUCUUGAGGGAAGGAGAAAGGAAUUAGAGGAAAAAAACAGAGAGCUGGAGGAGAUGAAGAGCGACCUGGAUGAACUUAACACCCUCGUGGAGGAGAAGAGCAAGGAGGCAGAUGAGAGUAUGGAUAAAUACUGCAGCCUGAUGGUUGAAGUCCACAAACUGGAAGAGACCAAUGAUGCGCUGAGCACACAGCUGGAGCAGCUCACAGCUAGCACUAAAAGUACUCACCCCCGACGCUCAGGGAGGAAGUCUUCUUCCAAACAUCAGGAAGCAAAUCGAGAUGAGAAUACUGAGAACACGGCUCCUUCAACUCCUCAGAGGUCUCCUCAGGGCGCAGGGAAACGAGGUCACCAUGAUGUCAGCGGUAAAGACGGCGCGCAGGAGGCUCUGCACAACCUGACCAAGAAGAUCAAAGCCAACACUGUGACGACACCCAAACCCAAAACGGAGCAUGAAGAUGAGGAGUUCAGACCAGAGGGACUUCCUGAGCUGGUGCAGAGAGGGUUUGCUGAUAUUCCUCUGGGGGAGGCGAGUCCCUUCAUCAUGAGGAGAACCACAGUGAAGCGCUGCAGUCCUCGACUAGCUGCCAAACAGAGUGUUCCUAUGUCUGCAUCCGACGGCAAGGUUUUGGGGCCCAUCGACUUCCAGAGUCCCUCUGUAGACAGCUCAAACAGGAAGUGCAUUUCCCCGAGUGGAGAGGAGAAACUUCCACGUUGUUCUUUGACAACCGAGCAGAAAGAGAACCAACAAGGAGACAACUGUCACGUUCAGUAGAUCAAUGAACGCACACACUUACACUUUUGCACUUGUGAUUGUUUGUAGAAAUAUACACGUAUACACAGUCAUGGAUACAAAAAGAUUAUCACUCCACUAUUAAAGAAACAAAUAUUUCACUUUAUGUAAACACAUGUAUUUUAAAAGUAAGGGCCAGGUUAACACCGUCAUGUUUAAAUCACAACUUUAUUUCUUACUGUGUGCUUGUGUUUGUUGUAAAUUGAUUUUAUUUCCUCUCAAGUCUCUUUCCUCCACAAUUGCAAGAGAUAGACUUCUUCAGUGCUUAUGUUCUGUCGUUUAUAGUCAUGACAACCAAAAGAAAUCACUAACUGAUGAGGCAGGGUCACUGGCUACCCAUGUCAAAGUGUACAUUUCCUUCAUACAGUAGCUCCUUUUCCCCUCUUCAUUUAACUAACCCUCUGCUUCACCAUUGUUUUGCAAUGCCUCUGAAUGUAAAGCAGCCAGGUGUAUUAGUUCCUCUGCUUCUAUUCUCUGUAGCACUGUUCUCCUGUUACUGCUGUCCUGAACUUUGUACAUAGUAGAUGAUUUAUACAGCUCUUCUUCUCUUGUUAGCCACAUGAUGAUUUAUCACCUGAUUGCUAAUGGCAGCUAAAUCUUUUGUAGAAUUUCGUCUCCGUCUUUGGUCUAUGUUUUCUAGAGUUUUUUUGUCAAUGUCGAGAAAACCAGCACAGUGAAAAAGUAUUUUAGCUUUUACUUUUUUUUUUCUUGAGCUUCUCUCUCAUUUAACUUUGCAACAAAUGCCACUAGCAGUCGGCAUUUUGAUGUUUGUUUUAUGUAGCAAUAGGUCAGUGUCAUUUAUCAUUGUAAAUAUUUUCUGAGGCUAAAUGUCAUCUUUUUUUUCUUUUUUUAACUAAACAUUUUUAACUACUUUAUAACCUG